AGGCCCCUGCCAUGGAGCCAUGUGGUGUAUGUGUGGUAACACCAUGUCUGUGCCUCUGCUCACCGAUGCUGCCACCGUGUCUGGAGCUGAGCGGGAAACGGCCGUGGUUAUUUUUUUACAUGGACUUGGAGACACAGGGCACAGCUGGGCUUACGCCCUCUCCACCAUCCGGCUCCCUCAUGUCAAGUACAUCUGUCCCCAUGUGCCUAGGAUCCCUGUGACCCUCAACAUGAAGAUGGUGAUGCCCUCCUGGUUUGACCUGAUGGGGCUGGGUCCAGAUGCCCCAGAGGACGAGGCUGGCAUCAAAAAGGCAGCAGAGAACAUCAAGGCCUUGACUGAGCAUGAAAUGAAGAAUGGGAUCCCUGCCAAUCGAAUCAUCCUGGGAGGCUUUUCACAGGGCGGGGCCCUGUCCCUCUACACGGCCCUCACCUGCCCCCACCCUCUGGCUGGCAUCGUGGUGUUGAGCUGCAGGCUGCCUCUGCACCGGGCCUUACCCCAGGCAGCUUAUGGCAGUGCCAAGGACCUGGCCAUCCUCCAGUGCCAUGGGGAGCUGGACCCCAUGGUGCCUGUACGGUUUGGGGCUCUGACGGCUGAGAAGCUCCGGUCUGUUGUCAUACCUGCCAGGGUCCAGUUCAAGACAUACCCGGGUGUCAUGCACAGCUCCUGUCCUCAGGAGAUGGCAGCUGUGAAGGAAUUUCUUGAGAAGCUGCUGCCUCCUGUCUAACUAGUCGCUGGCCCCAGUGCAGUACCCCAGCUCAUGGGGGACUCAGCAAGCAAGCGUGGCACCAUCUUGGAUCUGAGCCGGUCGAGCCCCUGUCCCCACCCUUCCGGACCUGUCCUUUUCCCACAGGCCUCUGGGGGCAUGUGGCAAGGCCUGGCCGGGCCUUCCUUCCUGGCCUCAGCCACCUGGCUCUGUCUGCAGCAGGGGCAGGCUGCUUUCUUAUCCCAUUUCGCUGGAAGCGGGCCCCCCUGGCAGCAGUAUUGGAGGGGUUACAGGCAGCUGGAGAAAGGGGCCCAGCCGCUGACUCACUCACUCAGGACCUCACUCACUAGCCCCGCUUUGGGCCCCCUCCUGUGACGUCAGGGUUUGGCCCAUGGGGCCCUCCCAGGCCCCUGCCCUAACUGAUUCUGCCCAGAUAAUCGUGUCUCCUGCCUCCACUCAGCUGCUUCUCAGUCAUGAAUGUGGCCGUGGCCCCGGGGUCCCCUUGCUGCUGUGGGCUCACUGUCCCUGGGCAGGAGUGCUGGUGAGGAGGUGGAGCCUUUUGAGGGGGGUCUUCCCUCAGCUGUUUC
Molecule: messenger RNA, 1290 nt
Organism: Pongo pygmaeus (Bornean orangutan)
Lineage: Eukaryota; Metazoa; Chordata; Mammalia; Primates; Hominidae
Product: acyl-protein thioesterase 2-like
Exons: 1
Coding region: 20-724 (234 amino acids)
Biological process (GO): protein depalmitoylation
Cellular component (GO): cytoplasm
Molecular function (GO): carboxylic ester hydrolase activity; palmitoyl-(protein) hydrolase activity
Source: RefSeq, a predicted model, not a curated record